AAGAGAUUGUUUGGAUCCUAUGUGUGAUAGCAAUGGACACUGCUUCAAAUGCAAACUGGCUUUCUUGGAAACAAAUGUGAGAAAUGCCAAGUGGGACUAUAUGGUCAAAAUUGUGACAUUAACUGUCCAAUCGGAUGUGCAAACAAUAAUUGUACCACUGAAGGUGUUUGCUAUAGUUGUAAGUCUGGAAAAUAUGGAAUAGACUGCACGGGAUCCUGCUCAGUCGGUUGUGACUUUAAUAGCUGCUUUGACAAUGGUGACUGCCCUAAAUGUAGGAAGUUGUUUACUGGAAGAAAAUGUGAUCAAUGUAUCGAUGGAAAGUUUGGAGACAAUUGCGGCCUAAACUGUUCGACAACCUGCUUAGCCUGUUAUUCGUUGACAAAUUGUUCAGCAUGUGUGGAAAAGCACUGGGGAAAUACCUGUCAGCAAUGUCCCACAAACUGCUUAAAUUGUUCCUCGAAUAGCAUUUGCUCAUUAUGUGUCAAAGGAUUUCAUGGACAAAUAUGUAAUGAGCAAUGCAAUGUUAACUGCCUUGAUGGUCACUGUAAUCAACUGUAUGGAAAUUGCAGCGAAGGGUGUGUAGAUGGUUUUUACGGAGAAGCUUGCGAUCUGAAAUGUAGCCCGUACUGUGCGAAUUCUAUUUGUGGCAGAGAAAACGGGAAUUGCUUACAUGGAUGUAAGGCCGGACACAAUGGGACAAAGUGCUCUCAGACUCUUGAAUUGAAAGAAGAGGGCAAUGGCGACAUGAAUGUUGUCAUUGGAGCAACAGCUGGUGGUGUACUUAUAUUGAUUGUGAUUUUAGUCAUUGUAAUAACUAUAAUACUGAUCAAAAGGCGUCGACGAGGGGACAAACAAGACAAUAAUAACAAAGGAACUAAAACAGAAGAUGCAAAUAUGACAUACAGUGAGAUAAAUGACAUCCAUAUGACGGCUGAAAACAACCAUACAGAUGACAUUGAAACAGAAAGAGAAAACAUUAAUUACAGUGAAAUACAAGAUGCUGUUUUGUCGACGAAAAGUCAAGAAUCGGAUAACGUAUAUGCCAAACCUAUCAAACCUAAGAGAAAAACAGAAGGAGUAAAAUCAUUAAACAAAACUUCAACAGAAGUAACAGUUAAUAAUCCUACCUACGAGAAACCAGACACCAGUCAAACAGAAACGGUCAAGACGAACAAAAUCAAGAAACCUCCCAUUGCGUCUAAACCUGCCAAAAAGUAUGACAACAAUGUAAUUCCAAGACCAACUGGUAUGCAACCGACAUCAAACGUUUCACACAUUCAAAAUGAUGCCGCUCUAGAAAUAGAGGAGGAUAUUGACCGCUUGUCUAGCAGAUCUAAAUCAGUAUUCCUAGAAGAACAAAAGGCAGCAGAACUUGAUAAUGUAGACACAUACUACAAUGUGGCAGCUGUUAUAAAGAGGAAAAUAACUAUUGAUAAACUACCGGAAUUUGUUGCCAAGAAGACAAAAAAAGAUUUUGUUGAUGAGUUCCAGUCUUUACCAGCCAUGUUGAUCAAGCCAUAUGUUGACUCCCAGAAAAGGGAAAACCGCUCUAAAAAUCGCUACAAAGGGAUUUAUCCAUAUGAUGAUUCCCGUGUUGUUUUGAAAGAAGGUGACUCAGACUAUAUUAACGCCAGCUACAUAGAUGGAUACAACAAGAAUAAAGCGUACAUUGCUUCGAUUGGUCCGACCUUUAAAUACAUGGGCGAUAUGUCAGCGUUUUGGAUAAUGGUUUGGCAGGAACAUGUCGGAAAAAUUGUUAUGUUGACAAACCUUGAGGAAGGCGGAGUACCAAAAUGUGAUCAGUAUUGGCCGGAGAAAGAUUUCAGUCUCAUGUUUGCUAACAUACAAGUCACGUGUCAUACUGAAGAGAACUACGCCGACUAUACUUUCAGAUCAUUUAGUGUUCAAAAGGAUUCUAUCAAAAGAGAAAUAGUUCAAGUUCAUUUUACUGCUUGGCCUGACAAAGGAACGCCUGAUGACGUCACGAGUUUGAUAGAAUUUAGACAGAAGGUUAACAGUACUAAGACUAAACUAGAUGGCCCUAUUUUUGUACACUGCAGCGCCGGAAUAGGUAGAACUGGUACGUACAUUGCUUUAGAUAGUAUAACAAAUGAGGGCGAGACCGAGGGAGCAGUAGAUAUAUACGCAUUUGUAAGGAAUAUGAGAGAACAGAGGGUAAACAUGAUACAAACAGCUGAACAAUACCAGUACCUUCAUAACGCCUUAGUUCACACUCUGACCUUUGACAGUAAAGCUGUUGAGGCCUCUGUGUUUAGUGACUAUAUGAAGACGCAUACUGAAGCUCAUCUUGGAAAUAUGUUUGAGAAGCUUCAAGCGUCUGUUGAACAAAGAUCUGAUGAUGAACAGGAAGCUGUUAAACGAAACAAGGCUUUAGUAAAUAAGAACAGAAACGGUGCUGAUAUCCCAGGAGAUCGUAACAGACCUCGGCUAUUCAUGGCUAAAACUCUAGGUCAAUCAGAUUACAGUAAUGCAGUGUACGUAAAUAGCUUCAAAAACGUGAAUCGUUUCUUGAUAGCACAAACUCCUUUACCAGACACGGUUGAGGACUUUCUUACAUUAAUUGUUCAAGAAAAGGUUUCAUGCGUCAUCGGUAUGGAAACAACGUUGUCAGGAAAUAAGGACGUUGGAAUUUACUGCCCUGUGGAUAACCAAACGUUAAGAAAAGGGGCCUUUACGAUAAAAACUGAACGAGGAGAUGGGACAGACCAAUAUCAGUUAAAGAAAAUGAAAAUAUCAUAUAAAAGCAAAUCUGGAUCAGAAGAGCUUAUAGUUCCACAUGUUCAGUACAUACAAUGGGAUAACAACAAGAGCAUUCCUGAAGAGCCCGUCAAGUUUGUACAGUUUGUUAAAGAUAUGGAACUAAAAUUUAGCGGAACUGACACAAACCGACCGAUGCUGAUCCAUUGCUUAACUGGAGCCAAAAAAGGGGGAUUAUUUUGUGUUGUAUCAACUUUGUUGGAGAAAACACAAAUUGACCAGGAAGUGAGUGUCGCAAACACCGUACGACAAGUAAAAUAUAGAAGACAUGUGGCUAUACCAGAUAAAGAACAGUACAUUUUUUGCCAUCAUUGUGUCAACGAGUAUUUACGAACAUUCGAUAUCUACUCAAACUUUGAACUGAAGACAUAGAUAUUCAAAGACAGUUUUUCUUGACGACAAAAUCAAACAUGUAUUUUUUUGUAAAUAGGUGUUUGUUAUUGAUGUUGAAGUUUAUUUUUAUAUCACCUGCUUCAUUUACCUACAUUUUAUCAGAGUUCUUUACCCUUUAUAUUUUUUUUUCCGUUUGAUCAAAUUUUAACACUUGUUGAAGACUAUAAGAACCUACCUAUUACCAGCUAAUGAUCAGUACAACCUCUACAGAGGAAUACCUUUUGGUAGACAAAUGUAUUGCAUAUUACCGAGAGGUGUUACCCAAGGAAAAGCCAUACACUUUGAAAAGUUCUACUUUCAAAGAAUAUUUCGUCACCUUAGUGCAAUAACCGAUAAACUGCUACUGAAUUUAGAAGGACUUGUUUCGUCAUUGCACUAAGGCGUCGAUAUACUGGUGUUUUAAAGUGGUCACUACUUUAAAAAGGACAGUCCUGUUGAGGUUUGUGCUAAGAGGCGGAAAGGAAUAUCUUAUCAUUUAAACAGCUCAGGCAGGGAACAUGCACGCUAUUUGCCUUGUCGUUUUGGAUGGAAAGGACGUUUUAACUUUUGACUCUUUAAUGUCACCAUUUUGUACAUGCUGCCCUGUUAUAAUAAACGAAUGACGAAAUACGCGAUAUUCACAUAUACAAAUAUACAGUGACAUAGAAGGUUCUAUACAGAAGGGUACCACAUUAUUUCAACAUUUCGAGGAUCCAAAGAGCCAAAAUUUGUAGGAGGCGAAAAACUCUGACUGAAAAAAGUUAUAUUCAAGAAACACACACUUGUUAUAUAAUAAUUUGUUGUUGUUUCAUUGGUUUGAUAAUACUGAAUGUUUUAUUUGACAUUUUCCCUUUUUAUUGAAUAUUUUAUUACAUGUCGAAUUGAUAAAUAAUGUGGAAGAAAACGAAAACAUAC
Messenger RNA from Ruditapes philippinarum (Manila clam), 4065 nucleotides. Its product is annotated as receptor-type tyrosine-protein phosphatase epsilon-like. Gene Ontology annotation, molecular function: protein tyrosine phosphatase activity. Bases 49 to 3150 code for a protein of 1033 amino acids. Gene Ontology annotation, biological process: protein dephosphorylation. The transcript has 20 exons. Lineage: Eukaryota; Metazoa; Mollusca; Bivalvia; Venerida; Veneridae. The record is from RefSeq and is a predicted model, not a curated record.